AUGGCUGGUACGCGCGAGGAGGCGUGCGCGGCAGGCGAGGCAGCGAUGAGGGCGCUGCAGGCAAUGAGGAGCGAGCUGGCAGCGCUGAAGCUUGAAGUAGCGGCGAUGCGGGAGGUGGAGGCAGAGAAGCAGAGUGUGGCGAACCAAGUGGCAGCGCUGCAGUGGGAAGUGGCGUCCGUGCGGGAGGCGGCAGCAGCGAAGCAGAGCCUGGCGGACGAGGUGGCAGCGCUGCGGCAACAAGUAUUCGGGCUGUGGGAGCUGGCGGGAAUGCGGACGAGGGACGUGCAACGGCUGACGGGCGAGGUGGCGGAGAUGAAGAGAGAGCUUGCGGCAGUGAAGGGAGUGAUUGGCAGCGACGAGGACGAGAGCCGGGACAUGUGGCACCCUGUGGCAUGCUCCUUCUUCACUUACGUUCAAAUCUUGCACUGCCGCUGCUCACACUCCCUCUCCGCACAUCUCCCUCCGCAGAAGAUCCUGGAAGCAUCGCAGGAGACGGAGCUAAAGCUGUGCGAGGAGGCAUCCAUGACAGACGCAGUGCUGGCACACGUGGCCGCCAUGACCCGCCUCUCCACCGUCGACCUCUCCCGCUCCUCCGGAUUCACAACACAGGGCCUGCAGCACCUCUACGCCCUGCCCAGCCUCACCUGCCUCAUCCUCUACGGCACACCAGUGGGUGGGGAAGGCGACGAGGCAGUAUCUCUGGAGGGCAUUGGCGCAGCCAGCGGUCUUGACACGCUCAUACUGGACCAUACUAGUGUGGCCGACUCUGAUCUGGAACCCCUGGCUGCGCUCACCUCACUCACAGACCUCUCCCUGGGCAACUGCCACAACCUCACCCCGGCUCUCUUGGCCCAUGUGGGCCGGCUGACUGGACUAGAAGAACUAUCCCUGGGCGGGUGUGGCAUGGGAGACGAAGUGCUGCCGCUGCUCACCUGCCUGCCGCGCCUCGGCACGCUCACCGCGCCUCCCGGGGUUACAGAUGCCGGCCUGCAGCAGUUAGCCGCGCUGCCAUCGCUGCGGAGGCUGUCGCUGUGUGGCUGCCAGGACGUCACCUCUACUGGCAUGCUGCAUGUGGGGCGCCUCACCAGCCUGCAGGGGCUCUUUCUGCGCAACACCCGCGUGACAAACCAAGGCCUGCAGCACCUCACCUCGCUCACCAACCUCCUGUCGCUCAUACUGCCCUCUGGGGUGACAGACGAUGGCAUGCAGCUGACGCCACUGACACGCCUGUGGUCGCUGGACCUGCCUGAUGGCACCAGCAUGGACCAUGAGGCCCUGCUCAGACGCUUGGGCUGGGAGGACAAGAAGAGGGGAGGCUAG
This is a messenger RNA of Closterium sp. Naga37s-1, 1320 nucleotides long. The record is from the annotation of a GenBank genome assembly. Lineage: Eukaryota; Viridiplantae; Streptophyta; Zygnematophyceae; Desmidiales; Closteriaceae.